AUGCGAACCAACAAUGCAAAUUAAAUUAGACAAACUCUCAAAUAGACUUUAUUUAAAGGUAGAAAGCAUCAAUUUCAAUCCAAUGACAAUAUUCAAAUCAAUGAAACACCUUCAAUAACAUUAUACAAAAAUUUUGAUGAGAUUUAUUGUUACAAGAAUAAGAAUCUUGGUAAUGGAAUUAAGUAUAAUAGGUUAGGGAGCACAUGGGAUUGUAAAAAUCUGUUAUAACAAAUUAGAGGGAAAUGCAAUUCAGUAUGCAGUAAAGGUAUUUCGCUCUGGAGAUCCUGAAAUCAUCAGUACAAUUAAAAAAACCUUUAAAAUCAAUAGACAACUAAAUGAUCUGCAAUGUGUAAUCAAGGCUAUUGAUCUAUUCAUAAAUGUCACCAAAGAAGAAAUCCAUCUUGUUAUGGAAUUGUGUCCAUAUCCCUCAUUAGACAAAAUCCUCUAAUAAAAAAAAUAAUUAACUAUUAGAUAGCAACAAUUACUGAUUCUAGAACUAGCCAAAGCCAUAGAUAAAAUUCAUAGCAAAUGUGUUUGUCAUAGGGAUCUCAAACCAGAUAAUAUCUUGGUGUAACUGACAGAAGAUGAUGCAAAAAUUAAAAUAAUUGAUUUUGGAGUCUCUAAAAAAUUCGUCACCAAAACCAGAAAUUCUACAUAGAAUAUCGAAAUGUGGACAAGAACUGGUUCACUAUUUUAUUAGGCGCCUGAAAUCUUCGCUGGAGGAGGAUACAACUAAAAAGGUAAUAGUAAAUAAUUAUUUAGUCGAUAUAUGGUCUAUUGGAGUUAUUGUGUAUUAAUUGUUUUGUUAAUAAUUGCCAUUUCAAAAAGAUCAAAUAAUAGAUACAAUUGAAUUAAUAUGUGAUCCUAAUUACAAUGUAGAGAACACCGCACAAUUUGAAUCUCUAGACCUGUUGCAGUAGGAUCUCUUGAAGAGAUUACUAAGAAAAGAACCUGAAAAACGAUUAUCCUCAACAGGUUUCAAUCAUAUUAAUUUAUAGAGUUCAUUCUACACCCUUGGCUACAUCCGGACAAUCAAGAACAAAAUCAAAACCAAUUUUGUUUUUCAUUGAAUCCGGAUAAAUUAUAAAAUUUGUCAACAUCCGAAUAACUAAUAGGGGUUGAAUAGAUUGAUCAAAACAUGGUACUUACAAAAGAGCCCUACUGUGCCAGUACGAUUCUACGAGUAGAAGAGUAUAAAGAGAAAAUAGAUAGAGUGGAUGAAAUAGGGAAUCAUAUAUAUUUUUACUCUUCAUCCAAACAAUUAAAUCAAGAACCAGAAAUCAAGUCGUUGGAUGAAAAAUAGACAAGCGUGAAUCAAUUGGAAGAUGUCAAGGGCGAAAUCAUUCAAGAUACUCACAAGUCUUUAGAUGAAGAUGUUGAAUUAAAUAAUUACAAAACUGUUGGUUCCUUUAUAUUGAAUUGA
Paramecium octaurelia is the source of this 1423-nucleotide messenger RNA. NCBI's taxonomy places the organism in Eukaryota, Ciliophora, Oligohymenophorea, Peniculida, Parameciidae. The record is from the annotation of a GenBank genome assembly.